This is a messenger RNA of Gastrolobium bilobum, 1536 nucleotides long. RefSeq lists its product as uncharacterized. The record is from RefSeq and is a predicted model, not a curated record. The transcript is spliced from 5 exons. Lineage: Eukaryota; Viridiplantae; Streptophyta; Magnoliopsida; Fabales; Fabaceae. Bases 1 to 1536 code for a protein of 511 amino acids.
AUGGGUGGAAAGGCAGCAGCUAACAGUAUCCUUACAUGGGAAGAUUUGUCGACUAAAUUCUUUGCCGAGUUCUUUUCUAUGGAAAGAUUCCAGGAACUUAUCAGAAAAUGUCUGCACUAUAAGGGAGACGAUGAUAGAAAGGUGGCGAUUUUCUUUAAUGGCAUCACUCCUGAAACAAGGUUGGUGCUUAAUAGUGUAGCGGGAGGUUCUAUUAGGCAGUGUACGUCUGAGCAAGCUCUUGAUUUAAUAAAGAAAUUGGACAGAAAUGAGAAUGAGAGCUUACCGGUUCAAGCAAGAGGAGCAGUGAUAAAGUUGGAGGGUAAUGAUGCUAUGCUUGUUGAACAAAAGCUGUUGUCCAAGAAGUUUGAUAGCCUCAAUGAAAAGUUUGAGAAACUGCAAGUGUCCAAGGUUCAAUCAACUUCUGUGGUCUGUGAAUAUUGUGGAGAAGCUCAUGAGUCUAAUGAAUGCCCUACUCUAAUGGGUGCUAGUCCACAGCAGGUGCAAGUGAAUGGGGUUUGGUAUGAACAGAAGUCCCAACAAAUUUUCAAAGAAACCAGAACUUUGCUUCUGAGAGCAACUUUCAGAGGAGAGGUCAAGGAGGCUAGAGCACACAACAAGAAUCAGGAUGCUUCUAUCAGGAACCUGGAGGUUCAAAUUGGUCAAUUGUCCAAGCAAGUUUCUGAGAGACUUCCAGGAACAUUUCCUAGUGACACUAUUAUGAAUUCCAAGGAGAAUUGUAAGACUAUAAUGACCAUAAGUGGUAAAGUGCUUCCAUCUCCUGAGGUUGAGGAGAAGCUUGAUGAGGCGACUGUGAUUAUUAAGAAGAAGCAUAAGAUGAGUCCUGGUUAUGUGAGAGUUAUGGCACCUUAUCCUGAAAGAUUCAAGCAAGAUGCCCAGAAGCAGCAAUAUGCCAGGUUUCUUGAUAUUUUCAAAAAGUUGCACAGUAAUAUCCCAUUUGCUGAGGCUUUGGCUAAUAUGCCUAAUUAUUCCAUGUUUAUGAAAGACCUUUUAUCAAGAAAACACAAGUCGCAAGAAUGCCAGACUGUGACACUUACUGAGGAGUGUAGUGCAAUAAUACAGAAAAAGUUUCCUCAAAAGCUUCGUGAUCCAGGGAGUUUCAAUAUUUCAAUUGCUAUUGGUAACACUAAUGUUGGCAGAGCUUUGUGUGAUCUUAGGGCAAGUAAAAAUUUGAUGCCCUUGUCUGUGUGUAAAUCUUUGGAGAUCUCUGAGCUUAAGCCUACUAUGGUUUCCUUGCAACUUGCUGACAGAUCUCUGAGGAAACCCAAUGGUAUAAUUGAAGAUGUACUUGUGAAAGUGGACAAACUUGAUGUUUUAGAAGAAGUGGUGAAAGAAGAGAAAUCUCCUAGUCAGGAGCUUGAGGAAGAACUAGAGGCGCGUGAUAUUGUUUCUUUUGAGGAGGAAAAAGAUGUUAUGUUUGAGGUUCCCGAGAAGAAAGAUUCUGACAAAAAAGAUGGUGCCCCAAAAAUAGAGUUAAAGGAGCUGCCUGAAACUCUUAAAUACAUUUUUAUUUGGUGA